Molecule: messenger RNA, 6516 nt
Organism: Sclerotinia sclerotiorum 1980 UF-70
Lineage: Eukaryota; Fungi; Ascomycota; Leotiomycetes; Helotiales; Sclerotiniaceae
Exons: 4
Coding region: 1-6516 (2171 amino acids)
Biological process (GO): mitotic cell cycle; DNA replication proofreading; nucleotide-excision repair, DNA gap filling
Cellular component (GO): nucleus; epsilon DNA polymerase complex
Molecular function (GO): single-stranded DNA 3'-5' DNA exonuclease activity; nucleotide binding; DNA binding
Source: RefSeq, a predicted model, not a curated record
AUGCCACCACGAAAACCACAGCAUGGCUUUCGCCGUGGAGGAAAACAAGCAUAUCAUGGACCUCGAAAAGCAAAAACCUUCGAAAAGUCGUCCGGCCGAAACGAGGGUACAUCUCUGGAGGAAAAGUUGGAGGCUGUUAAACUCGGUCAUUCAGUAGAUGAAGCUAUGGGGUUUCCGCGGCAUGAAUCUGGCAAGAAGAAAAUUGGAUGGUUGGUUAAUAUAAAAGCUACAACAAUUGAGGAUGAGAAACAUUUGGAAGGUCGAGCUGGAGUCGAUUGCUACUUUAUUGAGGAUGAUGGAGGAACUUUCAAAGCGACAGUCGAAUAUGAACCUUAUUUUCUGGUUGCGGUUAAGUGGGGAUAUGAGCCAGAGGCUGAGGAAUGGCUGAAAAGGGCUCCCGGUGGUGGAGUUGUGAAGAGUAUAAAAAGAGUGGAAAAAGAGGAUUUGUCAAUGCCAAAUCAUUUACUGGGCUACAGAAGGACUUUCUUUGAGUGCAGGUUUAGGAAUGUGUCGGAUCUGUUGGCGGCUAGGAAGGAUAUUAUGCCGGUGGCGGAGAAGAAUAAAAAGAAUAUGAAUGCGAUGGAUACUUAUGCGGAGGUUGCCAGUGCAAAUGCUGGAUUCGACCUUUUUGACGACUCACGAGAUGAUGAUAAACGACUUAAUGUUUCUGUUGCAGAGGGUAGUGAUUUUAUUGUAGAUAUUAGGGAAUGGGAUGUACCGUACCAUGUACGGGUAAUGAUAGAUCAAGAUAUAAGGACGGGAAAAUGGUAUUCGGUGGAGGCAAAACACGGCACGACAAAAUUAAAAUGUCUCGAAGACCGUUUAGCAAGAGCCGAUCCAGUAGUUAUGGCAUACGAUAUUGAAACGACGAAGCUCCCUCUCAAAUUUCCAGAUGCGACAAUCGAUCAGAUUAUGAUGAUAUCAUACAUGAUAGAUGGGCAAGGAUUUUUGAUCACGAACCGAGAGAUCGUUUCUGAAGACAUCGAGGAUUUCGAAUAUACACCAAAACCUGAAUACGAUGGACCUUUUAUGAUUUUUAAUGAACCAGACGAGAAGGCUGUUAUCGAACGUUUCUUCCUCCAUAUUAAGGAGGCACGACCUACAGUAAUAGCCACAUAUAACGGUGAUUUCUUCGAUUGGCCUUUUGUGGACGCGCGAGCAAGUGUUAAUGGUAUCGAUAUGUACCGGGAGAUUGGAUGGCGCAGGAGUCAAAGCGAGGAUCAGUACAUAUGUGACUAUAGUGCACACAUGGAUUGUUUCCAUUGGGUCAACCGUGAUAGUUACCUGCCUCAAGGAAGUCGAGGUCUGAAAGCUGUAACAACAGCAAAGCUCGGUUACGAUCCCGAUGAAAUUGAUCCGGAAUUGAUGUUGAGAUAUGCCAGCGAGAAACCUCAGACACUCGCAGAAUAUUCCGUCUCCGAUGCUGUAGCAACAUACUAUUUGUACAUGAAAUAUGUACAUCCCUUCAUUUUCUCUUUAUGUACUAUUAUUCCUCUAGGACCAGAUGCAGUUUUGCGAAAAGGGACAGGAACCCUUUGCGAGAUGUUACUCAUGGUACAGGCUUACCAAAAAGAAAUUGUUCUGCCUAAUAAGCAUGUAUCACCAAAAGAAUCAUUCUGGGAAGGUCAUUUACUAGAAUCAGAAACCUAUGUCGGUGGACAUGUCGAAAGUAUUGAGGCAGGUGUUUUUAGGGCUGAUAUACCAGUUAAUUUUGCGGUUGAUACAACCGCUAUCGAUGAACUUCUUGAGGACUUGGAUGCUGCACUAAAAUUCAGUAUCACGGUAGAAGAGAAGAAAUCGCUGGAUGAUAUCGACAAUUACGAGGAAGUUAAGCAACAAAUCACAGACCGUCUAACUAGUCUUAAGAAAACCGCAAAUCGAAGCGAGAAACCCCUGAUUUAUCAUUUGGAUGUCGCUUCCAUGUAUCCGAACAUUAUGACGACAAACCGACUGCAACCAGAUUCUAUGAUUCAAGAAUCUGAUUGCGCGGCAUGCGAUUUCAAUCGGCCUGGUAAAACAUGUGAUCGGAGAAUGCCUUGGGCAUGGAGAGGCGAAUAUCUUCCGGCGAAGAGGGACGAAUAUCUUAUGAUCAGGCAUUCGCUUGAGAAUGAACGAUUUCCAGGAAAAUAUCCUAACCAACCAAGCAGGACUUUCCAGGAUCUUUCAUAUGAAGAGCAAGCUGGGCUGAUUCGGAAGCGCUUGCAAACGUACAGUCAAAAGAUCUAUCACAAGAUUCACGACCAGACCACGAUUGAACGAGAAGCAAUCAUUUGUCAACGAGAAAAUCCCUUUUACAUCGAUACUGUGAAGGACUUCAGAGAUCGUCGAUAUGAUUACAAGGGCAAACAGAAAGUCUGGAAAGGCAAGACUGAUGCUCUCAAAUCAGCAGGUGCCCCGGCAGCUGAGGUCGAAGAUGCGAAGAAAAUGAUUGUUUUGUUCGACUCUCUACAGUUGGCUCACAAGGUCAUUCUGAACUCCUUUUACGGUUAUGUGAUGAGAAAAGGUUCGCGAUGGUACUCUAUGGAGAUGGCUGGUGUCACGUGUUUGACUGGAGCUCACAUUAUUCAAAUGGCUCGACAGCUAGUUGAACGAAUUGGACGUCCUCUAGAACUGGAUACAGAUGGUAUUUGGUGUAUGCUUCCAGCCACUUUUCCAGAGAAUUAUGCCUUCAAAAUGAAGAGCGGCAAGAAACUCGCCAUCUCGUACCCUUGCGUCAUGUUGAAUCAUCUUGUCCACGACAAAUUCACGAAUCAUCAAUACCAAACUCUCACUGAUCCGAAAACUUUCAAGUACGAAACGCAUAGCGAUAAUUCCAUUUUCUUCGAAGUCGACGGUCCUUAUCGUGCUAUGAUCUUGCCUACUUCCAAGGAAGAAGACAAGAAUUUGAAGAAACGUUAUGCUGUGUUCAACGACGAUGGUAGUCUGGCGGAAUUGAAAGGUUUCGAGGUGAAGCGAAGAGGAGAGUUGAAACUCAUUAAGAUUUUCCAACAGCAAAUCUUCAAAUUCUUCUUAGAGGGUACAACUCUUGAAGAGACGUAUCAAGCAGUGGCGAAAGUUGCGAAUCAAUGGCUUGAUGUCCUCGACUCUAAAGGGAAAACUCUCGCCGAUGCGGAACUUAUCGAUCUCAUUUGCGAAAACAGAAGUAUGUCGAAGAGUUUAGAGGAAUAUGGCUCACAAAAAUCAACUUCCAUUACUACUGCAAAGCGUUUGGCCGAGUUCUUGGGAGAACAAAUGGUGAAAGAUAAGGGUUUGAAUUGCAAGUAUAUCAUAUGCGCCAAACCAAGACAUGCACCGGUGACAGAACGAGCUGUUCCGGUUGCUAUCUUCUCAUCGGAUAUAUCGGUAAAGCGACACUUUUUGCGCAAAUGGUUGAAGGAGGAUCCGACAGAUAUGGAUCCGAGAGCUCUUUUGGAUUGGGAUUAUUAUUCUGAACGUCUUGGUUCCGUCAUCCAGAAGCUAAUUACCAUCCCUGCGGCUCUUCAGAAAUGUUCAAAUCCCGUGCCGAGAGUAGCACAUCCAGAUUGGCUACAAAGAAGAAUUCGAAUCAAGGAUGAUAAGAUGAAGCAAAAGAAAAUGACUGAUAUGUUUGCCAAGACACCUCUUGAAGACAUAUCAAACUUGCAGGACCCAAGAAUGGCCGAUAUGGAGGAUUUUGGAACACAACUUUUGAAGCCGAAGACACUAGGUUCACAGCUCAAUGCGGCGUCGCAGAAGCCCAUGAAGAGGAAAUCUCCUGAACCUGCGGUAGCAGUAUCUAUAAAUCCCUUUGCCGCGCUUCCCGAGAAAAUGCCGUCACCGAGUGAAGAUUAUGAAGGAUUUUUAGAGUACCAAAAACAGAAAUGGAAGAUCCAGAAACAGGCGAGGAUACGUCGUCGACAUCUCUUUGGUGAAAAUCGUGGGGCUCAAAGCAAUAUUGCGACGACUUUCCAGAAUCAAGCUGAACAGUUGUUCAAGAGCACGUGGCAAGUCUUACAAUUGAGAGGCACUGAAAGUCCGGGUGUUGUUCUUGCGUUCGUCCUUAUUGACUCGAAGGUACAUACAUUGAAAGUUAAGGUUCCGAGAACAGUGUUCCUCAAUUUGAAAGGCAGGGAAUUGCCAGAUAUUGAAAUUGAUGGCUGUGAAGCUGAGAAGGUUAGCCAUACGCUGCCGAACGGACAUCCAUCUGUUCAUUUGUUCAAACUCACAAUGUCUGAAGACGUAUAUGUCAACGAAGCACAGAAGAUAUCUUUACUUUUCAACCACCCUAGUGUGGAAGGUGUUUAUGAAAAACAAGUUCCACUUAAUAUCCGUGCAGUACUUCAACUAGGCAGUUUGUGUACAUUUGAUGAGACUCAGCCUGGAGUUCUCGGAAAAGGUCUUGAGCAAGGUUUCGAUCUAUCUGGACUUCGUCGCGCUUCGCCAAAGAAUCCAUAUCUCUCUCAUUCACCAAUGGCAUACCUCUACCUCUAUCAUGUUAUUGCUGGAGAUAGACAAAUAUUUGCACUAUUCUCGACUUCGAAGGAGCAGGCACAUGUUGUCAUCCUUCAGAAGACUAAGGUUGCUGAGCAGGACUUGCCCAAUAUUUCGAAAACAUACGCGGAUUGUAUCGCCAAACGUCAUCAAGAUGCCAAUGGAGGAGUGUGGCAAAAUUGUUUUGGUUAUCAAGAAAAGAUCCAGUUUAAAAUCAGCCAGGUCACAACAAGGAGGAAAACGUUACUGGAGGUUGGUGACUUGGUAAAGAAAAUGAAGAAUGAUGAAUCGAAGCCACUCAUGCUUGUCGUACAAUCUCCGCAAAGAAGCUUACUGGUGCAUGAUGUACCUAUUCUUGGAGAUUUGCCAAUACUUCCUCUGAAGUCCGACAUUCAGGAUAGCAAGCUUCCUCCUCUCAAUUGGCAAUCCGUUAUUGCAAAGCGUUUGGUAAACCACUACUUGAGUCUCGGGGAAUGGGUUGUUCAUCUAACUGAGCUUGCAAGAUAUGGGGAUGUACCACUUUGUAAUCUCGAAAGAGAUGAUCCUCGAUUUUUGAUCGAUGUGGCCUAUGCAAGAAGAUUGCAAAAGAAUAAUGUUGUUUUGUGGUGGUCUGCUGGUCCCAAGCCAGAUCAUGCCGGGUAUGAACUCGAUGAUGUACUCGGGGGUCUUGAUACUGUGCAAAUGCCAUCCGUCAAUAACCCUGGUACUUAUCCUUCUGUUUGUAUUGAGCUCGAUGUCAGGAACUUGGCUAUCAAUACUAUCCUAACUUCAUCUUUGAUCAAUGAGCUUGAGGGCAGCGACUCGAUAUCUUUCAAUCCUGCUGCACCAUCUGAUGAUGCACCCAGCGAUGGUACUAAUGUUCUCUAUGCUGAGAAUGCCUUUGCUACUGCCGGUGUUACAGUUCUGCGAGAGAUGGUGAAGGCUUGGUGGACUGAAGCCUGCAAAGGUAGUAGCAUGGCAGAUAUCAUGGUCCAGCAUCUUGUACGCUGGGUUGAAAAUCCAGACUCAUUCCUAUACGACCGAUCGUUAAAUUAUUAUGUCCAGAUGAUGUCUCGAAAAGCAUUUCAGCAGCUCAUGACCGAUUUCAGACGUGUCGGAUCUCAUGUUGUAUUUGCCAACUCAAAUCGACUGCUAUUACAAACAACCAAAGCCGAAGUUGGAAACGCAUAUGCAUAUAGUCAAUAUAUCCUCAAGUCUAUCAAAGCAAAACCACUAUUCCAUUUUCUUGACCUUGAAAUCAAAGAGUAUUGGGAUUAUCUGGUUUGGUACGACGAAUUCAAUUAUGGUGGCAAGGGUUGCUCGGAAGUCGUUGAAGCCGAAAACCAAAAGUUGGAUAACAUUAUGCAUUGGCAACUGAGUAAUUUCCUCCCUGAGAAAUUACAACAAAUCUUCAACGAUUGGGUUCUAGAAUUUAUCGAUAUAAUGCACGGUCUUAAGAAACCUCGUCUCGGCAUUGAUUCUACACCUCGAGCCACGCAACUUCCAGUCCGAAAUCUAGGCGAGGACAAGGAAGAUAAGGUUAUACUUGGGAAGAGUUUCGAAAAGCCCCUGAAGAAACAAAUCGCUGGUAUCAUCCGCCGACAAAAAGACGAAAUGCUCCAUCCCGAACUCGCCGAAGAUUACAAAUUCCCCAUCCUUCCCGGUUCCCACCUCAAACCCACAAACCCCGCCCUAGAACUUGUGAAAAGUCUCAUGCAAGUUCUAUCCCUCGACAAAAACAUCACACUCGAAGCGCGCCUCCUCCGCAAAGAACUCCUCGAAAUGUUUGAAAUCCGGGAAUUUUCCCACGCCGCCAAAUUUCAAAAUCCUUCCAUCUCAGCUAAACUCUACAGCGUCGUCUGCGACUCCUGUACCACGUCGCGCGAUAUGGAUUUCUGUCGCGACGAGGAUUUACUUCCGAAUAGCGAGGGAAGCUGGACUUGGAAAUGUGCGUUUUGUAAUUCAGAGUUUGAGCAUUUGGGUAUAGAGGAGAGGAUUAUUGCGGAGGUUAUGAGCAUCCUGGCGGAGUGGGUCGCUCAGGAUUUAAAAUGUAAAAAUGAUGAUUUUUGGUGUAAAAGAGUGGUCUAA